Messenger RNA from Hippocampus zosterae (dwarf seahorse), 993 nucleotides. It is a transcript of the gene psmd10, whose product is annotated as proteasome 26S subunit, non-ATPase 10. The record is from RefSeq and is a predicted model, not a curated record. The coding region runs from base 112 to 792 and encodes 226 amino acids. NCBI's taxonomy places the organism in Eukaryota, Metazoa, Chordata, Actinopteri, Syngnathiformes, Syngnathidae. The transcript is spliced from 5 exons. Gene Ontology annotation, molecular function: protein binding.
AGUAAUAAUUUCCUGAGUCAUUCCCCCGUGUUUCAAAUCCACCAAAGUGUGCACUUGUAUGCAUUCUGUUUUUCAGAAUACAUUUUGGUGCUUGUUUAAGUAUAUAUAAGAAUGGAGGGGUCUGUAUCAAACGUUGACGUGUGUAAUUUAGCAUAUUUGGGUCAGUUUGAGAAACUAAAAGAGUGCAUUUUAUCAGAUAAAACCCUUGCCUGCAAAACGGACCAGGAUCACAGAACUGCCCUUCACUGGGCUUGCUCGGCUGGCCAUACCAACAUUGUUUCUUUUCUACUUGACCUGGGAGUUGAAGUGAACCUGCAAGAUGAUGCUGCAUGGACCCCUCUUCACAUUGCAUCGUCUGCAGGUAGAGAAGACAUUGUCAGAGCACUAAUAUCUAAAGGGGCUCAGCUCAACUCUGUAAAUCAAAAUGGAUGCACUCCUCUACAUUAUGCUGCCUCCAAGGACAAAUAUGAGAUUGCACUGCUAUUGCUUGAAAAUGGAGCAGACCCAAAUGCCACAGACAAACUUGAUUCCACUCCACUGCAUAGAGCGUCCGCCAAGGGCAACUAUCGCCUGAUCCAGCUGCUUCUCAAACAGAGUGCCUCGACCAACAUCCAAGACUCGCAGGGCAACACAGCACUCCACCUGGCGUGUGACGAGGAGCGUGUUGAAGCAGCAAAGUUGUUGGUUGAACAUGGAGCCAGCAUUUACAUUGAAAACAAGGAGGAGAAAACCCCUCUGCAGAUGGCCAAGGGGAGCCUGGGCAAUGUACUUCGUCGAAUUGUGGAAGGAUGAUGCAUUUCCACCCUAAGGUGCUUGUUCAGCUGUUCAGCUUGUUCACCAUUUUGACCUGGUCACUAAACUGGAGAUAAGUGGAAACGCAUCAGCAGCACAUAUCUGACCAAAAACACUGAAAUGCACUGCCCAAAACUGCAGCCCACCUUCUGUGAAGUUUGAAUUGUUGCAACUUGCUUAAUAAAAUCAGUGUUAAGCUUG